This is a messenger RNA of Pelodiscus sinensis (Chinese soft-shelled turtle), 1003 nucleotides long. Its product is annotated as carbohydrate sulfotransferase 9-like. Gene Ontology annotation, molecular function: sulfotransferase activity. Gene Ontology annotation, cellular component: membrane. NCBI's taxonomy places the organism in Eukaryota, Metazoa, Chordata, Testudines, Trionychidae. Gene Ontology annotation, biological process: carbohydrate biosynthetic process; proteoglycan biosynthetic process. The record is from RefSeq and is a predicted model, not a curated record.
UGCACAGCAUUCAAGGAUACUCCUUUUCUUUCGAACCUGGUUCUUAUGCAAACAAAAAGAAAAUAUGAGCUAUAGGUGUACAAAACUGCAUUCUGUUUCCAGGCAGGGAGCUUUGAUGGUUCUAACUGCAUACAACACAGCUAGGAAGACAGUUUUAAUGCACAAGAGGCCACAGCCUUCUUCCUGGGAAAAGAUGGCGGACAAGGUGCUCCAGAAGGCGUACAUUUCCCUCAUCCUAAUUAUCAUUCUUGGAAGUCUUUUUUCUGGGGUAUUCUACAGGUGGCAAACAAAAAUGAUGAAUCCGAAGGAGGAUUGGCUGAUGAGACAAGUCUGUCGCAAAGACAUACUGAACUCUAUGUGCUUGAUGAACAAUCUCUCAUAUUCACAAAGCAAACUGCCACAUGACGUUGCAAGACAGAUCUUUGUGGAGCAUAACCACAAGUUCAUCUAUUGUGAGGUGCCCAAGGUCGGCUGCACCAAUUGGAAGAAAAUCAUCCUCCUCCUCACAAUGAACCUGAGCAGAGAGAUUAAUGAAGUCCAUGAUGAUCUCAUCCAUAAAACCUCACUGAUAAAGAGGCUGAGUUCUUACUCUUCUGACUACCAGGAGAAAUUACUGACCAGUUACACCAAAGUGAUGUUCACCAGAGAUCCCCUGGAACGGUUGAUUUCAGCUUACAGAGACAAGCUUCUGCAUUCUGAGCCAUACUAUAGUAUCACUGUUGCAAAUGAGAUCAAGGCCAUGUUCAGGAAAAACAAAAAUUCAACUGAAAGGGUCACUUUCCAGGAGUUUGUUAAUUUUAUUCUGACACAAAACCAAGAAAAAUUAGACAUUCAUUGGAGACCAAUGUUUCUACUCUGUGAUCCUUGCGACAUUCAUUAUGACAUCAUGGGGAAGUUUGAGACCGUAGUGCAAGAUUCUGAACGUGUUCUUAGGAACAUUGGUGCCCCAGAGGAUAUGCAUUAUCCGAACUUUAAGAAAUAUAGCUCAGAGAAACGUUUCUGA